AUGACUGUCUGGGCAGUCGGCACAACGAAUCGUGCCAAGGGAGAGAGCGUUGUCACAGUUGUGAACAAGUGCUUUCCCAAUGAGACCCAUGAGGUGCGUCUUUGCGGCGUCAGCUCCGGGGUCAGUGAUCAGCCCAUGUCGGCAGAGGAGACCCAGCGAGGUGCUCUAAACAGAGCCAAGGCUGCCCUGGAAGUCACUUCUGACGCUGACUACGGUGUCGGGCUGGAAGGUGGCAUCGAGCACAUUGCUGGUCGUUGGUUCGAGUGCGGAUGGAUGGUCGUUCUGGAGCGGAAGACGGGCAAGUGCGGGAUCGGAUCUUCUGCGCGUUUUGAGAUGAGCGAAACGAUCAUGAGACCCAUUCUCAACGAAGGGAAAGAGCUAGCGGAGGUGAUUGACAACCUGACUGGUGAAAAGGAUGUGCGCUCCGGCCUUGGUGCAAUGGGCGUGCUGACGGCUGGCCGCCUUGGCCGCGCAGCAGCUUAUGAGCACGGACUGGUGUUCGCGCUAGCUCCGUUUCUCUCUGACAGCAAGUAUUGGUGA
Molecule: messenger RNA, 540 nt
Organism: Leishmania mexicana MHOM/GT/2001/U1103
Lineage: Eukaryota; Euglenozoa; Kinetoplastea; Trypanosomatida; Trypanosomatidae
Exons: 1
Coding region: 1-540 (179 amino acids)
Biological process (GO): thiamine metabolic process
Molecular function (GO): ribonucleoside triphosphate phosphatase activity
Source: RefSeq, a predicted model, not a curated record